This is a messenger RNA of Phaedon cochleariae (mustard beetle), 1842 nucleotides long. The record is from the annotation of a GenBank genome assembly. NCBI's taxonomy places the organism in Eukaryota, Metazoa, Arthropoda, Insecta, Coleoptera, Chrysomelidae.
AUGGAGAACAGUAUUAAAAUUGAGGAUGAAAGCAAACCUUGUUCAAUUAAAUUAGAAAUCAAACAAGAAGUAGAUGAUGUCCCUGAUUUUGUGAAUUUAAAGGACUAUGCUGGGAACUUUGGUAGUGACCAAAACAAGAACUCAAGAAAAGAGUACAAUUUGCAUCAUUGUGUUACCUGCUUGAACAAAUAUAGAAAAGCAGAUUACCUAAAAAUUCACGAAGCUGUUCAUGAUGAAAAAAGAUUGUGCCCAGUUUGUGCUACUAGUUUCACACAAAAGAGAAAAUUCAUUUCUCACAUCAAUGAUCAUAUUAGAUCCAAGAUGAAGGAAGAUAAAGAGAAAGAGUGUGUAUGUACCUAUUGCCAGAAAAAGUUUGGAACCAGGAGAAGGCUUCUUCUGCAUAUCAGGGUACAUACAGGGGAAAGGCCCCACAAAUGUGAAGUGUGUGGAGAACUUUUCAAAGUAUUAGGUGCAUUGAAAAGCCAUCUAGUGACUCAUACUAGGAUAAAAGAUUAUGUGUGUGAUAUAUGUGAAGGAAAGUACACAACUAAUUCUAGUUUGAAUAGGCAUAUGAAGAGAACACAUAAAACAUUAAAUACUUUUGAUUGUAAAGAAUGUGGAACACAGUUCUCUUGUAUGAGAGCAUUGAAGAAUCAUAGAAAGAAAGAACAUUCAGUAAAAGAGAUUGUCAGUGCUAAAUUUAAAAGAGAAUGCCACAAUUGUUCAUUAGUAUUUAAAAACCGGGAUGAAUUUGAGGAACAUAAAAAGAGGCAUUGCAAUAAAAAUCUUACAUAUGAGUGCCUCUUGUGUGGUGAUGUAUUAAUGAAUUUAUCUGAUUAUUCUGAUCAUAAAAGAGAACACAUGCAAUACAGCAAGGAAGAAUAUGAAGAUAAAACAUCCCAGCUAUUCAGUUGUAAAUUCUGUCCAAAGUCUUUCAAAACAAUACAAAAUGUAUUCAGGCACUUGCAUGUUCACAUGGAGAAAACUGAUCAAUGUCACUUGUGCUAUGAUUAUUAUUCACAGUACGGGCUGAAAAAACACCUGAUAAGGUGCCACAAGGCAUUACAAUGCAAAGUCUGUCUGCAAUUUGAAUUGGGGAAACAUAAAUUGUACAGGCACUACCAGAAGUACCAUGCUAAAGUGGUCAAAAAGUUCACUUGCAAGAUAUGUGAGGGGCAAUAUAUGACAAAAAAGGCGCUCUUCAUACACCACAGAAUCAUUCAUGAUAAAAACAAAUAUAUACAGUGUGAAUUGUGUGGGGGUAAAUUUUUCUCCAUGAAAGAUUUAGGGAGACACAUGACUAGUAAUCACCUUAUAAACAAUACAUAUCAUUGUCCUCUGUGUGACGUCACUUUUAAAAAUCGCAAGGAAAUACUCAGACAUAAUUCACAACAUUCAAGAAUUAAAACAGGAAUUAAUGCAUCAAAGUCAGUAAAUCGUUUUAAGAAGUCUCACAUGUCAAAGAAUUAUUGGACAGUAUCUAAAAAUACUCCGAUAAAAUGUCCAAAGUGUAAUAAAACUUUAACAACAUUAAAUUGUUAUAAAUUACAUAACAAAUUUUGUGAAAAUAAGAUAAAAAUAGAAAAAAGUAAGCUCAAGUGUAAAAUUUGCAGUAGAAUCUUGUGCAAUACCUUCUCAUAUAAAAAUCAUUUGAAACGGCACUCCAAUCUGUUACUUAAAUGCAAUUAUUGUAAUGCUGCUUGUAAAAGUAUUGUGGAUUUGAGGAAACAUAGACAAACUUUUCAUCAAGAAGUAACACUGUAUUGGUGUAAUUUAUGUGAUUAUAAUUUCAAAAAAAGCAAUGAAUGGGCCAGACAUCAGAUGACCCAUUUUAGAAGAUAA